AUGUAUCAACUUGCUCAUGAUGAAACACCGCGUUAUCUCUUAGGGUUAGCGGAGGUAGUCUUCCCAUCUCCAGAAUUGAACGGCGACUUCGGUUGCGCGACCGAUCUUUCAUCUUCUUCCUUACCAGACCAGUCCCGUCAUUGUGGCUGGUGCUGCUAUCCGCUUGAAGGAGAUUCUGCCACCAUCCAAGUUUACGAGGAGACAGCUGGAUUGACGGUUAAUGAUCAUGUUCUUCGAACCCACAAGCCUCUUUCUGUGGAGCUUGGACUAGAAAUAUUGGGAAACAUCUUCGAUGUAAUUCAGGUGAAGCCUUUGAAGAAUAUUACGAAAAGAUCUGGUGAUGUGUACAUCCUCGUGGUGUGUCUGUUCCAGCUCUUGACAAAGAUUGUCUUUGGGAAUUCCAGCCUAAUGAUUUUGAUCGUCUUCGAGUACACUCUGAUGACUCACCGUGUUGCCCUUCAUCCUGAUGCCAUGGGGAAGAUCACUUACCUUGCUCCUGCUGGUCAAUAUUCUUUUAAGAGCUGGCAUGUGCGUACGCCUAAGCCAGUCGCAUCCAAACUUGCUGUGGAUACUCCUCUACUUAUGGGGCAGUAUUCCAACUCCGAUGCUGUCGUUUACAUUGGUUGUGGAGAAAGAGGAAAUAAAAUGGCUGAGGUGCUUAUGGACUUCCCACAAUUGUAA
Eruca vesicaria subsp. sativa (arugula) is the source of this 681-nucleotide messenger RNA. NCBI's taxonomy places the organism in Eukaryota, Viridiplantae, Streptophyta, Magnoliopsida, Brassicales, Brassicaceae. The record is from the annotation of a GenBank genome assembly.